This is a messenger RNA of Melanotaenia boesemani (Boeseman's rainbowfish), 2680 nucleotides long. Its product is annotated as transketolase-like. Gene Ontology annotation, biological process: ribose phosphate biosynthetic process; pentose-phosphate shunt, non-oxidative branch. The record is from RefSeq and is a predicted model, not a curated record. Gene Ontology annotation, molecular function: thiamine pyrophosphate binding; transketolase activity. Lineage: Eukaryota; Metazoa; Chordata; Actinopteri; Atheriniformes; Melanotaeniidae. The coding region runs from base 177 to 2063 and encodes 628 amino acids. Gene Ontology annotation, cellular component: extracellular exosome; endoplasmic reticulum membrane. The transcript has 14 exons.
CCUCCUCUAUCUGUCUCACCCUCCUGCUGAACCGCGCAGCUUCUUUUUAACCCCUGCCAUCGUCCUCUGCACAUCCAUCUUCUGUAUUCUCGGGACGGCAGACCGGGGACUAUUAACUAUUACCUCGUUUUAACUCGUGUGUGCGUGCGUGUGCUUUUCUUCGGUGCAUCGGCCAGAUGGAGGACUACCAUAAACCGGACCAGCAAACGGUGCAGGCGCUCAGGAACAUCGCAAUCCGACUCCGGAUCAAUUCCAUCAAGGCGACAACUGCAGCGGGCAGCGGUCAUCCCACAUCAUGUUGCAGUGUGGCAGAGAUCAUGUCUGUGCUUUUCUUUCAUUCCAUGAAGUACCGACCUGAUGACCCACGUAAUCCCAACAAUGACCGAUUCAUCCUCUCCAAGGGUCAUGCAGCUCCUGUGCUGUAUGCUGUGUGGGCAGAGACAGGCUACCUGAAGGAGAAUGAGCUUCUCAACCUUCGUAAGGUGGACUCCAUCCUGGAAGGACACCCUGUGCCGAAGCAGCAGUUUGUGGAUGUGGCCACUGGAUCUCUGGGUCAGGGGCUGGGAGCCGCUUGUGGAAUGGCCUACACUGGAAAAUACUUUGACAAGGCCAGUUAUCGGGUGUUCUGCCUGCUGGGCGAUGGAGAGCUGUCAGAGGGCUCAGUGUGGGAGGCCAUGGCUUUCGCUUCCUACUACCAGCUAGACAACCUGGUGGCCAUCUUGGACAUCAACCGGCUGGGUCAGAGUGACCCAACUCCACUGCAGCACCAUGUGGAGAAGUACCAGCAACGAUGUGAAGCCUUUGGCUGGCAUUCCAUUGUUGUGGAUGGCCACAGUGUGGAGGAGCUUUGCAAGGUGCUGAGUCAAUCUCACCAUCAGCCACUUGCCAUCAUCGCUAAAACCAUCAAGGGCAAGGGCAUCCCAGCGGCUGAGGAUAAGAUGGGAUGGCAUGGCAAGCCUCUGCCCAAAGAUAUUGCAGAGAGUGUGAUCAGGGAGCUGCAGAGCCGCAUCAUCAGCUGCAACAAGCGCCUCUAUCCUGCUCCACCCAAUGAGGACACAUCACCUGUCAGCCUCCGCAACAUCCGCAUGCCAAGCGCACCAAGCUACAAACCUGGAGACAAGAUUGCUACGAGGAAGGCGUACGGCAUGGCUCUGGCAAAGCUGGGCCGUUACAAUGAGCAUGUGGUGGUUCUGGAUGGAGACACCAAGAACUCCACCUUCUCUGAGCUCUUUAAGAAUGAACAUCCCAACCGCUACGUGGAGUGCUACAUUGCAGAGCAGAAUAUGGUGAGUGUGGCCAUCGGUUGUGCUGUCCGAGAUCGUAACGUGGUGUUUGCCAGCACCUUCGCCACGUUCUUCACUCGAGCCUAUGACCAGCUCCGCAUGGCCGCCAUCUCUGAGAGCAAUAUUAACCUCUGUGGCUCCCACUGUGGCGUUUCCAUUGGUGAGGACGGGCCCUCUCAGAUGGGUCUGGAGGAUUUGGCCAUGUUUAGAGCUAUUCCCACGGCAACUGUCUUCUACCCAAGCGACGGUGUAUCCACUGAGAAGGCUGUUGAGCUUGCAGCUAACACAAAGGGUUUGUGCUUCAUCCGAACAAGCCGCCCAGAGAAUAACAUCAUCUACAACUGCAAUGAAGACUUCCAUGUUGGCCAGGCUAAGGUUGUGUAUAAAACCAAUGAUGACCAUGUUACUGUGGUCGGAGCAGGAGUGACCCUUCAUGAGGCUUUGGCUGCUGCCGAAAUGCUAAAGAAAGAGAGAAUCAACAUCCGUGUGAUUGACCCAUUCACCAUCAAGCCUCUGGACUCAAAGACCAUCAUUGACAAUGCCAGGGCCACCAGAGGACGCAUCAUCACUGUGGAGGACCACUACUUUGAGGGUGGUCUAGGUGAAGCAGUGUGCUCAGCGGUGGUGAACGAAACCGGCUUCACCAUCCACCGCCUGGCAGUUUCCCAGGUGCCCCGCAGUGGUAAGCCCCAGGAGCUGCUCCGAAUCUUUGCCAUUGAUCGUGACGCCAUCGCCCAGGUGGUGAGGAAGGUGCUCAGCACCUCUGCCAAUGCCAAGUAAAAAUGCUCCAGGAGCACCAACAGCAGGAAGAAUAUGGUACUUUAUUCUGCGGUUAACCUGUGAUUACCAUGGAGUCAAUGAACAAACAAAUAAACCAACACAGAAAGAGGGGUGGCACUGCUGGCCCACUCACGCUCUCCUCCUUUUAGAACAAUGAAAGAUAUUAGUUUGAAAAAAAACAAACAAACAAACAAACAAAAAAAACUAUUCUCUGUCUAUCAGUGUGGUCUGACACUCCUGCCCCCGAUUUUUACCCUUUCAGUUUGUGAGCCCAGUAAGCACACCUCCCCCACUUCACUCACACAGUCAUCCACACCUGCACCCUCUAGUUACCUCCUACCUCUAAGAGAAAGUUCUGGUGCUGCUGUCGUGUUUUAGUUAAAAGCAGUGAAUGUGGUUUGGAGUCCAGUCUUUCUAUAGAAUUUAUGUGGUACCCUUCUCACUUCUCGGGCUCACCGUCUGCACCCAGUGUGACUGUGAAAAUCCCACCCCACUAGAGCCUGCAGGGUGUGGAGAAAUCCUGGUUUGGUCUGUUUGAGCACUGACUGUUUUUAACUCUUUUGACUCUGACUUUGGUUGGGAUUGCUUUACACAAAUAAAGGGAUGGUUUCUUCACA